AUAACAGUGUCCUCUAGCAAAUUUUCCCUUUACUCCUUGGACAACCCACACCGCGGACUUGGCUUGGCGAUAGGAAAGGCGGCGGCGGCGGCGGCUGCUCCACACCGGCGGCUACCUGAAGCUGACGAGCAACCUCUCCACUCAGAAUUUGGUGGCGAUCGUCCGGUUCACAGAAUGGUGAAAAGGAAAAAGAUGAGCACUGAACGGACCUGGAAGGGUCCAAAGAGGAAGAACAUGAAGGUCACCAAAGCAGCCGGGACCGCUCCAAAGUUUGAAAGGUCCCAUGAAAGAUUCACAUGGAAGGGUGUGCUGUACUCUGAUGGGCAGAAGCUGUUCAAAAUACUCCCCCCUCCACGUCACCGCAGGGGGAUUACAGUUGCUGGAUCAUGUUCCUGGUUAUCCGUGGCAAGUGCACUGGAGGCAGCCAAUCGCGCUUGCGGAAUUGAGGUGGGACAGUUAGCGUGGGAGGAUCUACUGGAGUUGGUAGGAACAGAGGCUCAGUGUCGCAUAGGUUCUUGUCUGCGUGCCCUAAAGUACAGAGGCAUUCGAACAAGGGCUGAUUAUCUUCAGGGGAACAUGGAAGCAAAAAGAUACAGAAUCUCUCAGUACACUGAAUUCUGUCGACCUGAACUUAUGGAUGAAAAUGUAGUGAGUGGCUUAGACAAGGAUAAUAUUAAAGCUGCUAUAGAUAACGCGCUUAGUAAAUCUGCUGUCAUAUGCUUUUUCCCUAUCAGCGACAAUUACUACACGGACUUCAAUGCUGGGGUGGGGAAUAUUUAUCAGUACGAUGAGACGCAGACAGUCUUCAUGGAUGAUGGUCGGGUGGCUACGCAUACUGCAAUGGUCACAGGUUUUGGAUUUGAAGAAGACAUUCCAUACUUCCAGAUCCAGGACUGCAACGGUAAAGGGUUUGGAAAGAAAGGCUUCUGCAGAAUCCUGCCAAGUUCUAUUAUAUCUAUUUUUGCAUUCGAUAUUCUCCAGGACUGAGGAUAUUAUGUUGCAUCAUACUGGACCUUGUAUCUGGAUCAACUAUGAGUAGUAUCUUGUAUUGUAAAAAUCAGUUUGUUGAAGUACAUCAGUAGAAUGAACCUUUUAUUAUCUAGUGUUUAUUUCCUUCAA
Lolium perenne is the source of this 1119-nucleotide messenger RNA. RefSeq lists its product as uncharacterized. Gene Ontology annotation, biological process: proteolysis. NCBI's taxonomy places the organism in Eukaryota, Viridiplantae, Streptophyta, Magnoliopsida, Poales, Poaceae. Gene Ontology annotation, molecular function: cysteine-type peptidase activity. The record is from RefSeq and is a predicted model, not a curated record.